AUGACAGAUUCUUCCAGUCAUGCCGUUGAUCGGCACCACUCCAAUCUUGGCCUGCACAAUGUAGCAAUACCUGACUCGUCACUCGACCCUGCGUCUUCACCUGAUUUCCCCCUAGCAGCAUCAGGCUCCACAAAACAAGCGCUUCCCAAAAAGGGUUUCCGAGUUCGCGUCAACUCGUUUGGCGCCGCUGUCAUGCUGAAUAGCAAGGCCACCUCAUCCUCCGAUCCAGCGCCAUUAGCACAGCAGCCCAAAUCGUCCAAAUUCAAGAUGCGAGCUCGAUCAGCCACAGUGAACAACCUUCAGAUGCCUACCUCGCAUUCCGUUCAAGCGGAUAAUUUCAAUCCAGCCUCAUCCUCGUGCGCGCCACUAUCCCCAACCCCUCACCAUCAUUCUCCGCCACCGCAUUCUCCGCAAACUCGUGAUCCAACUCUCCUCUCACCUGCCGCCUCCAAGCAAUCCGAACUAUCGGUUACGGCCGAGUCGGGGAAUGGCUUUAAUCGUCGCAAGUUCUUCGGCAGAAGCAACAGCAUCAGGAGUCUCCUUGGUGGUAACUCGGCUACCUCAUCAAAUACCACCAAGGCAGGCUCCUCACACGUCAGCGAACCAAACCCAGGCACGAUCACAACAACAACAACAACACCUACAAUGGGCUCUGGACUUCUGAGGCGCAUGAGCAGUAAAAGCUUCCUCAACCUCAACCAGCCCAAAACGGGUGCUAAAGCCGCUAACAACUCGUCUUCUGAUGACCUCUCAUCCACGACAUCCGUCGAGUCUCACGCCUCUCGACGCUUUUCUGACUCGCUCAAGGGCAUGCGUUCUCGACGCGGAAAUUCCAUCUCGAAAGAUACGACUAAAUCGCGAUCCCUCUCAUCGCGCUCAAGCUCUGAAGCUCGCACCGCCCGCCUCACGCACAAGGAGAUUCUCCCCCCCAACAGCUCCCGCAGAAGCACCGAUAGCACACAUUCCAGUUUAUCUGUCAGCUCAGCCGAGCCACACCCGCCUUCAUCGGAAGCAGACCACUCUGGUAACAUGGCACAACCCGCCCGUGAAGCUCAGGACUCUUUCACCAACGCUCCCAGGCGCCUCACCGGAUGGCUCUACAAUAUGGUCAGCAGCGACAACACUCCCUCGUCCGUAGAGGUUGGCGCACCCCUCUCUCCCGUUCGAGAAGCAGACGCUAUCGACUUUUCCCCCUCCAGCCCUACGACUCAUCGUCAAAAUCCUCGCAUUUUAUCUCACCAAACGCCAGCGCAGUCGCUCGCCGCAUCGUCUCAAGUCGAUGCCAGUCAGCCUGUUUCCACGACCAGUAGCGCUUCAACUCGCUCAAAGGCCGGCGCUCUGUUCCAGUCUCUGUCCAAUGCUAGCCCAAAUCGAGCCGUUAGGAUGACCAAUGCAGCCACUGGCGACAACAACGGCUCUGGUUCCGUGCCAGGAACCACCAGCCAUACUAUCUCGAGCAACCAUGGCGGCGCUUCGUCAAAUUCUACCAGCAACGCAACCACUGGUGGCGCAAACACAGGCAGUUGGGUUCCAGGCGGCGUCAAUUUCGAUCGCGCGUUUAAGUUCUUCAUGGACCACGAUCCUAGUAGCAAAGACGAUGAGGGCAUCUGGUUGCUCGGCGUUUGGCAUGGGCCUCGACAAGCGGGUAAAGUGAAUUCUUCAGAAGCAUCGGUCUUGCCACCAGACUUGUCCACGUCCACAUCACCGUGCGCUCCUGAAAUGACAGCGUCCACCACCUCGAAUGCACGAAACAUCGAUAGGCCCCGAGCGUCUUCGCCCUCGUCCAGCCUCUCCGCAUCCUCUCCGCGUCAGAGUCCUUCCGAACUGGUCCAUGCCUCUCUUGCGUCCUUGCCGCCAUUGCACGACCGUGCUUCGAUCCCAACCACCAGAAAUGAAAGCCGCGUGGGCAGCUCGAUUUCCACCGCGGCGACCGCCUCAACCUCCAACAGCAUUCGCACCAAGUCGUCAACUACCAGCUUUAGCGUCGUAAACCAGGCUUCCAUUCCUGCUGCAGUCGAUCGCCAAUUUGCUUUUCAACCUGACUUUGCUUCGAGGAUCUGGUGUACCUAUCGCAACCACUUUGCGCCCAUCUCGAGGGACGGCACCAUCUCGGAUCAAGCUGCCUCAGCGGCUGAGAAUAUGGGUGUGGCUCAAGAAUCCGUGUUGCAAGAUACGUCUGCGUCAUCGACAUGCUCGGCCGUACCUUCAUCCUCAGAGGCGACUCGGUCGAGUAGCCCACCUGCUUCUACCGGCCGCGGUUGGUUGGGCCGCAAGACUGCGGAAAGCAACGCUGCUCAGGACGCUGCACUACAAGCCAACUCUCCAUUGGGACUUGGCGCAGCGUUGGGAGCUGGCUAUGCGAACGCCUCGUCAACGUUGGGCGAAAGGAUGGGCAUCACCAACCUCUGGAGCAGGGCCACUGCCGCUGCUCAGGCUGCCGGGUUCAGUCGCGCUGGUCUUACAACCGACUCUGGAUGGGGAUGCAUGCUUCGCACUGGUCAGAGUCUUUUGGCCAAUGCCCUGCUAAAUGUCCACCUCGGUCGUUCCUGGCUGCGAGAAGCACCCCCGAUGCGGCAGAUGGAUUUUUUGGAACAGCUCGCUAGUCUAUCGCUUGACUCCUCCGUCGAGAUGCAGAGCUUGCAGGAAUGGAGAGAAAAGCGAGCUCGUCAUGCCGCCUAUAUCAAGAUUCUCAGCUGGUUUCUCGACGACCCAAGUCCUGCCUGUCCCUUUGGCGUACAUCGCAUGGCCAGAGAAGGCAAGCGGCUCGGCAAAGAAGUCGGAGAGUGGUUCGGACCUUCCACAGCAGCAGGCGCCAUCAAGCAGCUGGUUACCGAAUUUCCGGACGCUGGCAUCGCUGUUGAGCUCGCGCAUGAUGGCGUUUUUUACCUCGACGAGGUGCGGUUGGCAGCAGGCGCCAGAUCCGCGCUGCAGUCCGGGAAAGGACGACAGGGCGAUGCUGCUGUCACCUGGCGUAGACCGGUAGUCAUCUUGAUCGGCAUCCGCCUCGGUCUCGACAGUGUCAAUCCGAUCUACUACGAAUCUGUCAAGGAAACCUUCUCGUUCCCACACAGCGUUGGCAUAGCUGGAGGUCGACCCUCCUCCUCGUAUUACUUUAUGGGUCAUCAGGGCAACUCGCUCUUCUACCUCGAUCCGCACAAUGUCCGCCCUGCUGUUGCGCUCCGUUAUCCUCCUAGCACCUUUCCAACUGCCGUGCCGCAUCAACUUGAUGUGGCCCAUCGCUUUGCGCUCGAGGACAAGGAUGAUGAGCUAGAAUGGUGGUCGCACGCCUAUACAGAAGCUCAGACCUCGACGUUCCACUGCGAAAAGGUGCGCAGAAUGCCGAUCAAGUCGCUAGACCCCAGUAUGCUGUUGGGCUUCUUGGUCAAGGAUGAAGAGGAUCUCAUGGAUCUGUGCACCCGCAUCAAGGGUUUGCCAAAGACCAUUUUUUCCUUUGCUGAGUCUGCGCCAAAGUGGGUCGAUGACGAUGAUUUCGACCCGAGCAUGGAGAGCAUUUCGGAGCCUUCCGUCGAUGAGGAGUCUGAGGUUGAUGGCGAGGACAAACAAGAUGUGCAGGCUACACACGAAGGUGAGCCUAUGCAGAGAACGCGUGCGUCAGCGAACGCUGAGGACACUUCUCCUGCAUCUUCGAAGGGAACGGACGCGAGAUCAAGCGACAAGAUGUUUAGAGAGAGUCAACAGAGAACUGCGGCAUGGCUCGGUCAAGGCCAACGCUUGAACAGCUCGAGGGAGGCAUCGCACGCGAGUUCUGUAAGCGGUGGCGGGAUCGCGUUUCCAUCUCUCGACUUACUCACACCUCAAUCGGAAGGACACACACUACAGAGACCGUCGCGUUCGGAUGUUCGACAGGUGUCGACAUCUUCAGCUACGACCACACGGCCAGCGCGAAGAGCGCUGGAAACUGUACCCGCGGCAGGUUCGAAGGUUGGCCGAGAACUCACGGUGUCCCAGUCCACCGCUUCUCCUUACACGGAGCAAACCCCGCCUUGGCGCAGUCCCGGCAAACUCGGCACAAAUGAAAGCUCCUCGACUGUGCACCUGUCUGACUCGGAGGUAGGAUCUGGGUGGGAGGAGGUUUCGGACGGCGGCACGAUUGCACCUUCUGGCUAUGCAGGGGCUAGCGUGCUGCGAACGAGCUCACCAUUUCGAGUGUCUUUGGCAACGAAAAGCCCUACUACUGGUGUUCAAGGGACCGCAGAUGGUGGACAAGUGGUCGAUGUGGCCGCCUCCGACCUGAUCGAGGGUGACUUGGUAAGCCUCGAUAUGAAUCCACCUGAGGAGGCGCAAGGCGGAGCGACGCAUCUGCUGUCGCACACGAGCAAGAGCUCUGCUACGACAGACACGGUGACGGCAAGCUCUGCGAGCGACUCAGCUGCGACAGCUCAAGAUGAGAGCUACUUUGGCCUAACAUCUGCCCACAAACCACUGGCGUUGCCAAGGAGGAGGUCGCAGUCCAAAGGUUCACCGAUCGAGUUGGCGACAGCUGUGCCAACCGAUGAUGCACCGCCUGUACCUGUCGUCCCUGCCGCGUUUCUUGCGGAACUUGGACAGAGCAAGAACAAGAGCAAUGCUGCGCCUGAUCUCAACGAUAGCGACGACGACUUUUAG
Molecule: messenger RNA, 4626 nt
Organism: Mycosarcoma maydis (corn smut)
Lineage: Eukaryota; Fungi; Basidiomycota; Ustilaginomycetes; Ustilaginales
Exons: 1
Coding region: 1-4626 (1541 amino acids)
Molecular function (GO): protein-phosphatidylethanolamide deconjugating activity
Source: RefSeq, a predicted model, not a curated record